CAGCGGCGGGACCCACUACUAUGGCCGUCUACUGCUAUGCGCUCAACAGCCUGCUGAUGAUGAAGAGUAGCAGCAACAGGGGCAACAGCCACGGCGGCAACAGCCCGCCGCCCCCCGGGGGCCCCCCGGCCCCGGGGCCCGCGCCAAGACCCCCGCCCGGACGCGCCGCCGGACCCGGGACCGGGACCGGGACCGGCCGGGAGAAGGGCGGCCGGGAGGAGGAGGAGGAGAGGGACAAUCGGGAGGGCGGCCGGGAGUUGGAGGAGGACAGCCGGGAGGAGGAGAGGGACAAGCGGGAGGGCGGCCGGGAGUUGGAGGAAGACAGCCAGGAGGGCGGCCGGGAGGAGGUGGAGGACAGCCGGGAGAAGGGCCUCCGGGAGGAGGAGGGGGACAGCCGGGAGGGCGGUCGGCAGGAGGAGGGGGACAGCUGGGAGGGCGGCCGGCAGGAGGAGGCCCGGGAGGAGCAGAGGGACAAGCGGGAGGGCGGCCGGGAGUUGGAGGAGGACAGCCGGGAGAAGGGCGGCCGGGAGGAGGUGGAGGACAGCCGGGAGGAGGAGGGGGACAGUCGGGAGGGCGGCCGGGAGUUGGAGGAGGGCGGCCGGGAGUUGGAGGGGGACAGCCGGGAGGAGGAGGACAGCCGGGAAGCGGAGGGGGACAACAGCCAGGAGGGCGGCCGGGAGGAGGUGGAGGACAGCCGGGAGAAGGGCCGCCGGGAGGAGGAGGGGGACAGCCGGGAGGGCGGUCGGCAGGAGGAGGGGGACAGCUGGGAGGGCGGCCGGCAGGAGGAGGGCCGGGAGGAGCAGAGGGACAAGCGGGAGCGCGGCCGGGAGUUGGAGGAGGACAGCCGGGAGAAGGGCGGCCGGGAGGAGGUGGAGGACAGCCCGGAGAAGGGCCGCCGGGAGGAGGAGGGGGACAGUCGGGAGGGCGGCCGGGAGUUGGAGGAGGGCGGCCGGGAGUUGGAGGGGGACAGCCGGGAGGAGGAGGACAGCCGGGAAGCGGAGGGGGACAGUCAGGAGGGCGGCUGGGAGGAGGAGGAGGGCCGGGAGUUGGAGGAGGACAGCCGGGAGAAGGGCCGCCGGGAGGAGGUGGGGGACAGUCGGGAGAAGGGCUACCGGGAGGAGGAGGGGGACAGCCGGGAGGAGGAGGGGGACCGUCAGGUGAAGCAGAAGGUGGGCGUGGUGGAGGCAACCAUCCCGGACCUCCGCCAGGCCCAAAGCGGCGGCGGCAGCAGCGGCAGCGGCAGCGGCGGCCAGCCCCCGGGGAGGGGCCCCGAGGACACCGGGAGGGGCCCCGAGGACACCGGGAGGACCAAGUCCUGCGGCCACCAGGGCCAGCCGGGCCCGAGGGGGCCGGGCGGCGACCCCCGCCCCCGGGAGCCGGCCGGGCCCGACGGCCGGCCGGGCGGGGACCCGGGAGCCCGCGCAGCGCUUUGCUCAGCGCUUUGCUCAGCGCUUUGCGCAGCGCCCGACCCCCAGCCGCGCGGGCUCCAGGCCGGGGGGCCGGAGGGGAGGCCGGAGAGGAGGCGGCCAGCCGCAGCCGUGCCUCCGCCAAGCUCCGCGCCCUCCCGGGCCGGGAGGGGGCCUGGCUCCCCCCCAGCCCCCGGCCCGGCCCCCUCCGAGAGGUCUGCCCGGGGGACCCCGGCCCCCGGCCCCGACCGGACGGAGAAGCGGCCCGGAGCGCCCCCGGGGAAGGAGGAGACCCCCCCGGGGGGACCGUCCGACCCGCUGCCCCCCAGGGAGGUGGCACAGAAACAGGGGAGACACCAGGGCCCUCCCGGUAACAACCGGGGCCAGCUCAGGAGUGGACUGACUUUGCCCAACUCCACGGAGAAGCCCGGCACGGCUCGGACAUCAGCUGGGCCAGGGAUGCUCUCAGAUGGGCCGCGGCGGCGGCGGCAACAGGAUGACGGUCGGGGCGAAGAGCAGGGGUUUGACCCCCCACGGUCUCCCGAGUGGGAGAGGAGGCCCUUCCCCAGGGAAGGCUGCUGCCCCGGCAACAUCCCGGCCGUCAUCAUCACCGACAUGGGAGCCCAGGAGGACGGGGGCCUCGAAGAGGCCCAGGGGAGCCCCCGAGGGAAAGUGCCCCCAAGGAAACUGUCCUCUUCCUCCGCCUCCUCCACGGGCUUCUCCUCCUCCUACGACGAUUCCGAAGAGGACAUCUCCAGCGAUCCGGAGCGUUCCUCGGACCAGAACUCGGCCUUCCUGCACACCCUUGACCAGCAGAAACCUCGAGUGAGCAAAUCAUGGAGGAAGAUCAAGAACAUGGUGCACUGGUCUCCCUUUGUUAUGUCCUUCAAGAAAAAGUAUCCCUGGAUCCAGCUUGCUGGACAUGCAGGGAGUUUCAAGGCGGCUGCCAACGGGAGGAUCCUGAAGAAGCACUGUGAGUCGGAGCAGCGCUGCUUGGAUCGGCUGAUGACGGACAUCCUGAAACCCUUCGUGCCGGCCUAUCACGGGGACGUGAUGAAGGAUGGGGAGCGCUACAAUCAGAUGGAAGACCUGCUGGCUGACUUUGACUCUCCCUGUGUGAUGGACUGCAAGAUGGGGGUCAGGACCUAUCUGGAAGAGGAGCUCACCAAGGCCAGGAAGAAGCCCAGCCUGAGGAAGGACAUGUACCAGAAGAUGAUUGAGGUGGAUCCGGAGGCCCCGACCGAGGAGGAAAAUGCCCAGAGGGCUGUGACCAAGCCACGCUACAUGCAGUGGAGGGAGACCAUCAGCUCCACGGCCACCCUGGGCUUCAGGAUCGAGGGCAUUAAGAAAGAAGAUGGCUCCGUGAACCGGGAUUUCAAGAAAACCAGAACAAAGGAACAAGUCACAGAGGCCUUCAGAGAGUUCACUAAAGGGAACCAUAACAUCCUGGUCUGCUAUCGGGACCGUCUGAAGGAUAUCCGAGCCACCCUGGAGAUCUCCCCGUUCUUCAAGUGCCAUGAGGUAAUCGGGAGCUCACUGCUCUUCAUCCAUGACAAACAGGAGCAAGCCAAGGUCUGGAUGAUUGACUUUGGGAAAACCACACCCCUUCCCGAGGGCCAGACCCUGCAGCACAACGUGGCCUGGCAGGAAGGAAACCGAGAGGACGGCUACCUCUCAGGACUGGACAACCUCAUUGACAUCCUAACAGACAUGUCCCAGGGCGAGGCCCUGCCCUGAGAUCAGCUCGCCCCCACCGCCCCCCACUCCUCUCGUUCCUUGCUCCCCCCAUUUUUCCUCCACCCCUAUAACCCAGAUUCUUGCCCCCGAACUGACUCUUCCAAACUGCACUACAAGACACUUUCUCCUGGAGGAGGAAGAGGAGGAAGAGGUGGGGCAGGGAGGGCCUUCCAAAUGCUCUUUCCCUAAGUUGUCGGCUUGGGGAUGGGCUGUUCUUUUUCCGGGAGAAGGCCGCUUGUCAGCUGGCGGGGUUGAUGGGCUGGGUUUCACCCGGAGAAGAGGGGUGGUCGGUCUGGGUGGAGAAAGACGACCAUCACAAUCAAUCCAUCAGUGGUAUUUAUUGAGCGCUUACUGUGUGCAGAAGCACUGUAAUAAGCACUUGGGGGAAGGUAGACAUGACACCUGCCCUCGAGUAGGUUACAGUCUAGCCAGGAGGAGCCCGUGGGAGCCAUGGAGCAGGGUUUUUCCCUACUUCUCCUCCUCUCAUCCUCUGUGCCCAUGCCGGUCCUUCAUUUUGGUAUCUUGUGGAGCAAAUGCUUUGUGCAGGACGUUGGGCACAGGCCCCAUCACCCAUCCAGCCUUGGUGGGGCACGACUGAGUGGGGGGCUGCCGCCACCUAGUGGCCGGCGAACAGUCCUGCCGCUUUUUUCCCCAACAGGCCCCUGGUGAACUGGGCUUGCAGUGCUGGCUUCAUUGCCUUGUACGAAGCCGCCCCUGUGGUUACAGCCUCACCAGGGCUUCUCCUUUCCAGGUGCCUACAGCCCACACCGGGUGGAGGGAUGGCAAAGUGACUUCACGUUCGUGAAAGGGAGCCGAUAGUAAGGAAUUAGAAAAGUGGGGUGAAGAGCCUGUUGGUCAACUGUUGGGGCCUUUCCUGGCCCAGCCCCAGGGUGCGGACAGGUGAGCAGGGCCCCUUGAUCCUCCCCAGGUCGGAAGAGCCCAAGGAGACUGAGGUGGAAAGGGGCCACAUUUGAUCUCUUGGUCACCCCCAAGUCUACGCUGGUUUUCAUCUCUACUUCAUCCCAAGGAGCUGAGAAAGAGCAGGGUGGGCCCUGGGGGCCACGAACAGCCUCAUCCACUAUGGGCUGGACCCCUGGACCAGCACUGAGCCAACUGGAGGCAAGGGGGGCCGGGGAGCAGGCCCAGCCUGAGCCCAAGCCCUUCAGGCUCUUUCCCACCCCAGUUCUGUGUCUGUGCCCCGUCUCCCCCCGCAUACCCGGAGAAUGGAGGACAAGAGCUCAGAGAAACAUUCAUGGGAUCUUGGUCACUUGAUUUUCCUUCCCUCCCUCAGCUGCACCAGCUGGUCAGGCUGAUCCUUGGCAUGAAGCCACGUGCUUCCCCGAGGCACUAGCCAAAGACCCCAAGCUUCGGGGGAGGGGCUUCUCACUGGGUGAGGGUGAAUGGAGUCAUGGAAACACCAACCCUGCACCCAUGCUUUCUCCUUUUCUGCCUCCUUGGCUCCCUCCCUCUUCCCUCUUUGAUCCUUUGAUCAAAGGAUCUCUUUAAUCAAAAGAACUCUUCCCCCGCUGGAGGCCAUGGAGUGUGUUUCCCGUGGGGCAUGGCGCCUCUUACAUGCAUUAAAUGCACCUGUCUGAGCCUUAAAAGCCCACAAGUAGCCGCUGGCCUGGUGGCUUCGCAGGGCCCGGGACUCAAACUGGGCUGGGACCUUGUUGUAGCUGGAGUGAAUAGUUCCCUGGGGGGAAGCGGGUAGAGGGUGGCAGAUGUGGGUGCAGUUUAAAGAAAACAUUUUUAAAAGCAACUGAGACUUAUGGGCUAGCAAGUAAAGGCUCUUAGGCCGAGAGCCCAAGGGCAGGCCGGGUGUGACUCCUACGACACAAAAGCCUCACCAGCUGCAGGGAAUAACCAGGCUGGAGCCUGUUGGGGCUCUGAUGAGAGUUUAAAUCACUGACCAUCUGCUCCACCUGGUUUGCUAGUCUCAUCCCUCUUCCUGCCCCUCUCCUGAUUCACCUGUAGCCCUUCCAGUCUAGGCCUCCACAGGUUCCAAGGUGACAUGUGGUCCCAGGCAAAGCAAUAGGUGCAGCCCUCCUCCACCUCUUCGCUGAGAUUUGGACUGCUGCUGGCAGAACAUCAUCAGCAAUGUUUCUCUCUUCUGUCGUUUCUCCUCUCAGUGAGGCUCCAGCCCCUCCAGGCCACUUGGCCUUCCCCUCCUUUCUCAAGUUUUCUCACCAGCACACUUCCGGGGGUUUAUAUAAGAUUCAGUACUAAUUCAUCUGCACUGUUUAGCUUUGGUCCAAGUGUUUCCUAAGCUGCUUAGGUGAACUUGCCUCUGUGCCAUUAGUGUCAUGGAAAAAAAUUAAGUUAUAUUUAUUUGUGGGGUUUUUUUAAUUGCACAAAAACACUAAGACUAAAUGCAUGCAUUUUUUUUUAAAGCUUUUAGCUUUCCAAACAUCCUUUCCUUCCCCUGAAGUAAAGACCCAGAAGCAGGCCUUGUCCAUUUGUGUUAGGGUUUUUUUUAGCGCUGUAUUUAGCUUUUAAGUUUCUCUAGACACGGUUAGUCCAAGUGUGUAUAUAAGUCAGUUUCCCCACUUUAAGGAUUAAGAGAAACAGGAUUCCUUUUGCCAACAUAUGUGCCUUUCCCUAGAGGAGGGAACCACAGGGGCCUCCCUACCCUGGGUUGUUUGAGAAAAUCAAACAUUACAAAGCACCAAUGCAUAGUGCCUGUAAGACAAAGUGAUAUCCUGUAAUUUCCCAAAUAAAAGUGUAUGGAAAUCA
Messenger RNA from Tachyglossus aculeatus (Australian echidna), 5876 nucleotides. RefSeq names its product inositol-trisphosphate 3-kinase B (gene ITPKB). NCBI's taxonomy places the organism in Eukaryota, Metazoa, Chordata, Mammalia, Monotremata, Tachyglossidae. The transcript has 10 exons. Gene Ontology annotation, cellular component: nucleus; cytoplasm. Gene Ontology annotation, biological process: inositol phosphate biosynthetic process. The record is from RefSeq and is a predicted model, not a curated record. Bases 21 to 3143 code for a protein of 1040 amino acids. Gene Ontology annotation, molecular function: inositol tetrakisphosphate kinase activity; inositol-1,4,5-trisphosphate 3-kinase activity.